Messenger RNA from Pogona vitticeps (central bearded dragon), 4147 nucleotides. It is a transcript of the gene DMGDH, whose product is annotated as dimethylglycine dehydrogenase. The record is from RefSeq and is a predicted model, not a curated record. NCBI's taxonomy places the organism in Eukaryota, Metazoa, Chordata, Lepidosauria, Squamata, Agamidae. Gene Ontology annotation, molecular function: protein binding. Gene Ontology annotation, cellular component: mitochondrion.
UGGUAAAAGAUACAGCAUUGGGGGCUGUGUGUAGUUUCUGUAACGUCUUGUCACCCUCCCUCAUAAUGUCGGGUCUCAUGGCUACCUUGGCAUUUUUUCUCUCACCCCUGACUUCGCCUCAGGGCAAUACCACGUCGUCCCUCAUUUCGCCUCAUCGCUCUUUUUCCUCACGCUGACUGAAGCUUCCCUUUUCAUUUUUUUUUUCCAGAAAGCAGCCCGCCCGCUGUUCGGAGCUACAGUAAAUGUUAAUAUGGUGGCUCGAGGCAAUUCGCGAGUUCUUUUCCAAGAACUGUCCCCUCCCCUCUCUGAGGGAGCCAGAAUGGACCCCUUUUACCCGCUCCCUCGCCUCCGAGGGGCGUUUCUAGUUCCUUGUACUGUAAUGAGAGGAGUGGCUGCGGGGUCAGCGCGGCUUGUAUUUCCUAAACGGGGACAGGGGAAACUUCGUCUUCGGGCGGCAUCUUAAUUUGCUGCGAGCCACCCCCGGCGUCGACCAAGGAGAAGCCAUGCUCCGAGCAGCCCUGAGAUCGCUUCCCUCAAGGCGGAGGGGCGGACAGGCGGCUUUUGCACCCGCUGCUCGGCUCUUUGCCGGCGGCCCGACCACUGAGAGGUGGGAAGAGAAAUCAACAUCUUUAGAAGCAAGAUGGAAAGAUUCAGCAGAAACAGUAAUUAUUGGAGGUGGCUGUGUUGGUGUGAGUCUUGCCUAUCACCUGGCCAAGGCUGGCAUGAAGGAUGUACUUCUGCUGGAAAAAUCUGAACUCACUGCUGGAUCUACCUGGCACGCAGCAGGUUUGACGACAUAUUUCCAUCCAGGAAUAAAUUUGAAGAAAAUCCAUUACUACAGCAUCAAGCUUUAUGAAAAAUUAGAAGAGGAAACUGGACAGGCUGUGGGUUUUCAUCAGCCAGGAAGUAUUAGAAUUGCUACAACCCCAACAAGAGUGGAUGAGUUUAAAUACCAAAUGACUCGAGCUGGUUGGCACCCAACAGAGCAGUAUUUUAUUGAACCAGAGAGAGUGCAAGAAUUAUUUCCCUUAUUAAAUAUGGAAAAGAUCUUGGCUGGUUUGUACAAUCCUGGAGAUGGCCAUAUUGACCCUUAUUCACUUACUAUGGCCUUGGCUGCAGGGGCUAGGAAAUACGGUGCUCAGUUAAAUUAUCCAGUUCAAGUAACUAAUCUGAAACCUAGAUCAGAUGGAACAUGGGAUAUUGAAACACCAAAUGGAAUAAUUCGAGCAAACAGAGUUGUGAAUACUGCUGGUUUCUGGGCUUGUGAAAUAGGCAAAAUGGUCGGAUUGCAACACCCACUCAUACCUGUUCAUCAUCAAUAUGUUGUCACUGCAUCUAUUCCUGAAGUAAAAGCCCUAGAAAAGGAACUGCCUGUCCUUCGUGACUUGGAAGGUUCAUAUUAUCUGAGACAAGAAAGAGAUGGGCUAUUGUUUGGCCCAUAUGAAAGCCAAGAAAAAAUGAAACUUCAGAAAUCCUGGGUAGCACAUGGAGUCCCACCAGGUUUUGGGAAGGAGCUGUUUGAAUCAGAUUUGGACCGAAUAAUGGAUCAUGUUGAAGCUGCUAUGGAAAUGGUUCCAGUCCUGAAGCAAGCAAACAUAAUCAAUGUAGUUGCAGGUCCCAUAACAUAUUCUCCAGAUAUAUUGCCUAUGGUGGGACCACAUCAGGGUGUUCAAAAUUAUUGGGUGGCUGUUGGUUUUGGAUAUGGCAUCAUCCAUGCUGGUGGCAUUGGAAAGUAUCUCAGUGACUGGAUACUUGAUGGGGAACCUCCUUUUGAUCUAAUAGAAUUAGAUCCAAAUAGGUAUGGAAAAUGGACAAGUACAGACUACACAGAAGCAAAAGCACGAGAAUCUUAUGGAUUUAAUAACAUUGUUGGUUAUCCUAAAGAAGAAAAUUUUGCUGGAAGACCUACAGAACGAGUCAGUGGGCUUUAUGAAGUCCUUGCAUCUAAAUGCUCCAUGGGAUUCCAUGCAGGAUGGGAGCAACCUCAUUGGUUCUACAAACCUGGAGAUGAGACUGGAUACAAGCCUAAUUUUCAACGCACAAACUGGUUUGAACCUGUGGGUCGUGAAUAUAAACAGGUGAUGGAAAAAGUGGGUGUGAUUGAUCUUACUCCAUUUGGCAAGUUUAGCAUCAAAGGCAGUGCUUCUCUUAAACUUUUGGAUCAUCUAUUUGCAAAUGCGAUCCCCAAGGUAGGUUUUACAAACAUAAGUCAUAUGCUAACCCCAAGAGGUCGAGUCUAUGCUGAGCUCACAGUCUCACAUCUGAAACCAGGGGAGUUUUUGCUAAUCACUGGGUCUGGAUCAGAGCUUCAUGACUUAAGGUGGAUUGAAGAGGAGGCAAUUAGAGGACAAUAUAAUGUGGAAAUCAACAAUAUUACUGAAGAAAUUGGAGUAUUAGGCAUAGCUGGUCCAUAUGCACGGAAAGUUCUCCAGAAAUUAACAACAGAUGAUCUCAGUGAUGAUUCAUUUAAUUUUCUAGUCUGCAGACAUUUAAAAAUUGCUGAUAUUCCAGUUACUGCAAUUAGAAUAUCCUAUACAGGUGAACUGGGCUGGGAGUUGUACCACAAGCGAGAAGAUUCUGCAGCUUUAUAUUCUGUCAUAAUGGAGGCAGGGCAGGAAGAAGGAAUCGACAACUUUGGAAUGUAUGCAAUGAAUACAUUAAGGAUAGAAAAAGCUUUUCGAGCCUGGGGAGCAGAGAUGAAUUGUGACACUAAUCCUCUGGAAGCUGGACUGAAAUAUUUUAUAAAAUUAAAUAAGCCAGCAGAUUUCAUAGGAAAGGAGGCAGUGAAGCAGAUUAAAGAAAAGGGGCUUGAACGGCAACUCGUGUAUCUCACCUUGGAAACAGAUAACAUUGAUCCAGAGGGAAAUGAAAGUGUCUGGCAUAAUGGCAAGGUUAUUGGCAACACCACAUCGGGAUGUUACAGCUAUAGUACUCAGCGGAGUCUGGCUUUUGCAUAUGUCCCUUUGGAACUCAGCAAAGCUGGACAGAAAUUGGAAGUUGAACUGUUAGGCAAAAAUUAUCCAGCAAUUGUUAUCCAAGAGCCGCUGGUAAUGACUGAACCAACAAGAACACGCCUUCAGAAGAAGGGUGGGAGUGUUAAAAUAUAAACAAAAGGAGAUGGGUAAUAGUUAAGACCUGAUUAACAUUAAUACUACACCUAUGUGUAAGCUAAUAGAAAAAAUGUAUUAGAAUAAUACACAUAUUUUAGUAAUGCUACAGAGACAUCUUAAACGUGACAUAGUGUAGGGUCUCAGAGGUUGAGAUGCUACUCUUGGUGCAGAUCUGCAUGUGAAAAACUGGUGAUGUGAUUAGCUGCUGCCUUUAAUUAGAAAUUUAAAUUUUCUGAUUCUUUCUCCUGCAAGGCUCCAAGGCUCCCCAGGGAUCCUUUUCACCUGGGGAAGCCUUUGGGGGCCUCAGGAUGGUAAGGACUCUUAAAUGUCUGAAAAUCACCACCACCCAUCUGGGUCUGAGCAGUGGCUGUUUUCAAACAUUAAAGACUUUAGAUUCUAUCCUUUCUGGUGCCAUGAAACAUACAGGGGUCCAGCAUUCUUUGUUAGCUUGACCUACUUCAGAGAACUGUUGGAGGAUAAAGUGUGAAGAAGAGCAAAAUGUGCCAAUAGAAGAGAAAUAUUAAUGUAACUAAUAGCUAUAGCUAAGUAAUUAAUAAAAGUGUAAUCCAUUUUAGCUUUCCUCUAACAAUCUAUAUGCAAGUACACAUUAAGAACAGAUUUAUUCAUAUGAAAAAAGCCUAGAGUACUUGAUUCUUCCAUGUAAAAAUUGUACAAGAAUCAGUAUCUUUGUUCAUAAAUGCUAGAUAUACUGUGGAAUAUCAUGUUUAGCAAAGUCAUUCAACCACUGAAGUUUCUCUUUGCUUGGCUUUCUAAAUGUGCAGAAAUCAUUCUGUGUAUGGCACAUAUCAAAUUCAAGGCCUGUGGGCCAAAUCCGGCCCACCUGGCCAUUUCAUGUGGCUCUUGCAGUAUUGCCUGUUACUGUGCAGUAUACAAUACGGAGGCACUUACUCGGUCGCUCAUAAUACUCUGCAAGGAAUAGCUUGCUAUUUGGAUAAACAAGCUGAUUUGCAGUCUUAUCUCUGUUUGGAUGUCUGUGUUUGUUUGUAUGUGUGUAUAAACAUGUCCAGUACUGUACA